GUGCUGCUCCUGGCCGGGCUGCUGCUCGUCGCGCUGGGCGUGCUCAUGGUCUACCUGGUGCCCUCGCUCAUCACGCAGCAGGUCCUCAAGAACGUGCGCAUCGACCCCAACAGCCUGUCCUUCAGCAUGUGGAAGGAGAUCCCGGUGCCCUUCUACCUGUCCGUCUACUUCUUCAGCAUCCUCAACCCCAAGGACGUCCUCCAGGGCGAGAAGCCGUGGGUGCAGGAGCGUGGGCCCUACGUGUACAGGGAGUUCCGGCACAAAAUCAACAUCACCUUCAACAACAACGACACGGUGUCCUACCGCGAGUACCGCCGCUUCCAGUUCCAGCGGGACAAGUCCUGCGGCUCCGAGAGUGACUACAUCGUCAUGCCCAACAUCCUGGUCAUGGGCGCAGCGGCAAUGAUGGAGAAUAAGCCCAUGACCCUGAAGGUGAUGAUGACCCUCAUGUUGACCUCCUUUGGGGAGCACGCGUUCAUGAACCGCACUGUCGGCGAGAUCAUGUGGGGCUAUGACAGCAAACUCUUGACCUUCUUGAAUCAGUACUUCCCAAAUGCUCUCCCCUUCAAGGGCAAGUUCGGGUUAUUUGCAGAGCUCAACAACUCCGAUUCCGGGCUCUUCACCGUGUUCACGGGGGUCAAAGACUUCAGCAGGAUCCACCAGGUGGACAAGUGGAACGGGCUCAGCAAGGUCAACUACUGGCGCUCUGACCAGUGCAACAUGAUCAACGGAACGGCAGGGCAGCUAUGGGCGCCGUUCAUGACCCCCGAGUCCUCGCUGGAAUUCUACAGCCCUGAGGCCUGCCGGUCCCUGAAGCUCAUCUACAAGGAGUCGGGGACCUUCGAGGGCAUCCCCACCUACCGCUUCGUGGCCCCCAACACCUUAUUCGCCAAUGGGUCGGUGUACCCGCCCAACGAGGGCUUCUGCCCCUGCUUGCAAUCUGGGGUCCAGAACGUCAGCACCUGCAGGUUCAAUGCGCCCUUGUUCCUCUCCCAACCUCAUUUCUACAACGCUGACCCCGAGCUGGUCGAGGCGGUGAAGGGCCUGCACCCCGACGAGGAGGAGCACUCCCUGUUCCUGGACAUCCACCCGGUCACAGGGAUCCCCAUGAACUGCUCCGUGAAGCUGCAGCUGAACCUGUACAUGAAGGCAGUGAAGGGCAUUGGACAAACGGGGAAGAUCACCCCAGUGGUCCUGCCGCUGCUGUGGUUUGGAGAGAGCGGGGCCAUGGAGGGCGGCACCCUUCGGACCUUCUACAACCAGCUGGUGCUGAUGCCCCAAGUGCUGAACUACGUCCAGUACCUGCUGGUCGCUCUGGGCUGCAUCCUGGUGCUCGUCCCCGGCGCCUGCAUGAUCCUGAAACAGGGUCCCGAUGAUGCCACCAGCCAGCCCUGCCUGACCGCGCAACCAGACUGGCCCCCCAGCCCCUGCACCCCACUUCUUCAGGACUCUCUUGGUGGACAGCCUGCCAGUCUCACAGUCUGAGCCCCCCGUCGCCAUACCCUCCUCAGUGUGGGGUUUGAUUUGUGCUCAGACCCGCUCAGGGAUGGGGCCACUGCCGAGAUUUCCCCGGGAGAAACUCAUCAACAAGGACUAUUCUGGAAUCUUCUCUCCCAGGGGCCCGCGGGCCUGCCAGGGCAGGGGGCGCUCACCCUGCCUGGGGAGAGCCCAGACGACCCUGUUAGCCGCUGAGCCACAGCUCUGGAGGACUCUCGCAGCCUCCCGCCUGCGCUCCCUGUCAGGAAACAGCGGUGCGGGCUGGGGCUCACCCCCCCAGGUCCUGCCCGGCCUGCGCGGACCCCCCAGCUGGUGGGCCGGCCCAGCCGCACCCCGGAGCCCUGAGCAGUCCACACCGACCGCCCCUGAGGGCAGAACACGCUGCUCCCCCCUACCUCCGACCCCCUGAAGUCCAGGCUGCGCUGGGCCUCGGGUGCUGCCCCGUCUGUGCAGAAGCUGCUGUCUGGGCGCCGGGGGCGCCGGGGCCAGCGCGCUGGCGGGUGGCCGGUGUCGGGGCGCCGUCCGUGCCCACCGCCCAGGCCCUCCGCUCUCUGGAGGACGCCUGUCUCUUUUCUACUGGAUGCGAAAUUAAUUUUAUUGCCUUUUGAAAAUAACUUACCAUUAAAUUAAUAAAUCUUUUUAAAA
Messenger RNA from Talpa occidentalis (Iberian mole), 2142 nucleotides. RefSeq names its product scavenger receptor class B member 1 (gene SCARB1). Gene Ontology annotation, biological process: cholesterol import; plasma lipoprotein particle clearance; cholesterol efflux. Lineage: Eukaryota; Metazoa; Chordata; Mammalia; Eulipotyphla; Talpidae. Bases 46 to 1485 code for a protein of 479 amino acids. The record is from RefSeq and is a predicted model, not a curated record. Gene Ontology annotation, cellular component: cytoplasm; caveola. Gene Ontology annotation, molecular function: scavenger receptor activity; low-density lipoprotein particle binding; lipid binding. The transcript has 12 exons.